CAAAAAUGGCGGACGGGAUUUUCCAAACGCCGACGCAUGCGCAGAGGUCCGGAGUUUUUCGGAAUAGGCCGAGCGUUUCCGGUGAUAGGUUGAACACCACCAAUUUAUACGUUUUGUUUAUUCAAAAAAGAUCUGGUUUACAAGUACACUAAAUAUGUUAUGCUAAAAUCAUAAUUCAUAAGAGCUUUCCGCGCCAUAGGUAGCACCUAAUUUCAUAUUAGUUUUCAAAAUGGAGUAGAAGGAAAGUUUUCACCAGAAUUUUUGCAAUUAUUUAUGAAAGUGAUUAUAUGAUGAGACAAGAAUGAGUUCAUCACUGAUUAAUGCUAACCCUGUGGUUUAUGAGAAGACCGGAGAGCGAGAGUGGCGACCUGAAGAUGAAGAUGAUGAUGUCAAAGAUGAAAUAGAUGAUCGCGAAGUUUUUGAUCUGAUCAGAUGCAUAAAUGAUCCAGAACACCCACUUUCAUUGGAGGAGUUGAAUGUAGUAGACUGUGAUAAUGUACAUGUGAAUGAUGCUGAGAGUACAGUGGAGAUUUUAUUUACCCCCACCAUACCCCACUGCAGUAUGGCAACACUGAUCGGUCUAUCCAUACGAGUUAAACUGCUACGAUCACUUCCUUCCAGAUUUAAAGUUGAUAUAAAGAUAAGCCCAGGAACCCAUGCCUCAGAGGAAGCUGUGAACAAACAACUAGCAGACAAGGAAAGAGUUGCAGCAGCUCUAGAGAAUUCACAUCUUCUUGAAGUUGUUAAUCAAUGUCUGGCAUCUAACAGGACCUCAGGAUAAACACCGUAUAUUACAUAUAAUCUCUAGAUAUGACAGAACAAUGAUAUCACCUCUACUAGAAUAUUAUAUUAGUUUUCCUGAAACCUAAAACACUAAGUUCAGAUAAGGCAAAAUGAUGGAUCUAUAA
Messenger RNA from Ruditapes philippinarum (Manila clam), 908 nucleotides. RefSeq names its product cytosolic iron-sulfur assembly component 2B-like. The transcript has 6 exons. NCBI's taxonomy places the organism in Eukaryota, Metazoa, Mollusca, Bivalvia, Venerida, Veneridae. The record is from RefSeq and is a predicted model, not a curated record. Gene Ontology annotation, biological process: iron-sulfur cluster assembly. Bases 302 to 781 code for a protein of 159 amino acids. Gene Ontology annotation, cellular component: cytosolic [4Fe-4S] assembly targeting complex.